AUGCACCUCACAACCCUCCUCUUCGCAGCCCUCUCCUCUGCCACCCUCAUCUCCGCAGAAAACCUCUACUACCGCUGCGAAUUCGCCAAGGAUAACUCGGGUUUCAUCCAGCAUCCUUAUUGCUGCGAUGACUACGUCCCUGCACCGCAUACGAACAAGGCCAAGGAGGGGAAGCAGUGCACGAAAUUGGAUCAUGUGGUGCAGCAUUGUCCGAAUGGGGAUGAGGUGAAGUGUUGUUAUGAGAUUGGCCCUGGACGAAUCUGUACUUCUUCUGCUAAGGUCCUUACCGAAGCACAGAUUUAA
Molecule: messenger RNA, 303 nt
Organism: Aspergillus wentii DTO 134E9
Lineage: Eukaryota; Fungi; Ascomycota; Eurotiomycetes; Eurotiales; Aspergillaceae
Exons: 3
Coding region: 1-303 (100 amino acids)
Source: RefSeq, a predicted model, not a curated record